This is a messenger RNA of Malus domestica (apple), 2023 nucleotides long. Its product is annotated as accelerated cell death 11-like. Gene Ontology annotation, cellular component: cytosol; cytoplasm; membrane. Lineage: Eukaryota; Viridiplantae; Streptophyta; Magnoliopsida; Rosales; Rosaceae. Gene Ontology annotation, biological process: ceramide transport; intermembrane lipid transfer. Gene Ontology annotation, molecular function: ceramide 1-phosphate transfer activity; ceramide 1-phosphate binding. The record is from RefSeq and is a predicted model, not a curated record.
AUCCCCUUUUCUUUCCCUUCGUCAAAUCCCCCCAUCCCACCCUUUUCUCAGCAGUACAUUCCUGUUACGUUCCUCCGCUUUCUGAAUUUUUUUGCUACGAUUCCGGCGAAGGCCGUGUCGAAGCUGGUCAAAAACGAUUCCUCAGUGCAUCAGGUUCUUGACUAUUUUCAAGGUAUGUGUCUGAGAGAGGAGCAGAGACUUGGUGAAAAGAAGCUUUAGAACGGCAAGGGUAGUGAAAAGGAAAGAUGAGAGAAUUCUGACAAGGCUGGCAGAUGAGUUCGAACAACUGACCGCUCAGCUGAACUCUCCGGCACCGAUCACCAUGGAAAUUGGCAAGUUCACCCAAACCUGUCGUCUCGUUUCUCCUCUCAUUCGACACUUAGGCGUCGCUUUGAAGUUCGCCGACAUAGAGUACUCUGCUGAGGUUAAUGGGAUUCAAAGGCAGUAAAGUCAGUUAAUACCCUAGAAGAUUUGCUUGACCGUGAAAUACAACAGAACACCAUGAAGGACCAAAGUAGUGCUUCGAGAUCCCUCAACAGAGUGAAGCGUUCGCUUGAGAUGCUUAAGAUAAUAUUCGAGCAAACUAUGGCCUCAAGGUUUUACUUAUCUCAAACCUAGCCUCGAUCUUCUCUGAAUUCACUGUUUCAAGGUAUGUGGCUGUGAGCCCACUUCAGAGGCCGGUUCGACAUUCCGUUGUUUGUGAGGUCGCCACGAAGAAGCGCGACUCUGCUGUGAAGAGAGCUUGGCAGGCCGAAAAGAGGAGGUUUUACAACAAAUCCCGGAAAUCCGAAAUCAAAACCCGGAUGAAGAAGGUACUUCUCUUUUCGGCAAGUUAAUUUGAUUUUAACUGAGGAUGGAGAAACCCUGCAAACAAUUGCACCAGGCUCCCCUUUUGGAUUGCCACUGCAAAUAAGGACACGAGGAAUUUCUUUUAAGAAGAGAAUAUGAGGAGCAUAUAUUCCUAAAAUUUAUUUUCUUUCGAGCAACAUAUUGAUAUUUUAGCAUCAUAUCAAAGCAACGUGGGCUAAUAUAUAUCAAUGAACAAAGAGCAUCCCAAUGGGUUUAGAAAAAGAGUAGAAUUUAGUGAUUAAGGGUAUAUUAAUAUUUUUGUAUCAACUUUUGGUUAUAAUUAUCAUAAAUUUAAAGUUUUAUUUGGGGUCCAAAUUUUCCUAUAAAAUGAAAGUGUCUGAGAGAGGAGCAGAGACUUGGUGAAAAGAAGUUAUAGAAUGGCAAGGGUAGUGAUAAGGAAAGAUGAGAGAAUUCUGACAAGGAUGGCAGAUGAGUUCGAACAACUGGCCGCUCAUCUGAACUCUCCGGCACCGAUCACCAUGGAAAUUGGCAAGUUCACCCAAGCAUGUCGUCUCGUUUCUCCUCUCAUUCGACACUUAGGCGUCGCUAUGAAGUUCGCCGACAUAGAGUACUCUGAUAAGGUUAGUGGGAUUGAAAAGGCAGGAAAGUCAGUUAAUACCCUAGAAGAUUUGCUUGACCGUGAAAUACAACAGAAUACCAUUAAGCGCCACAGUAGUGGUUCGAGAAUUCUCAUCAGAGUGAAGCGUUCACUUGAGAUGCUUAAGAUAAUAUUCGAGCAAACUAUGGCCUCAAGCGGAUAUUCAAUCAUGGAUCCGGUUAACACAGCAUAUAAACAAGUUUUUUACCCCUACCACGGAUGGGCUACCAGAAAGGCUGUUGCGGGUGCACUGCACACUCUUCCUACAAAGUCACUGUUCUUGAAAAGGCUAAAAUUAGAUGAGGCUUCGGCUUUUGUUCUGAUGCAAAGGACAGUUAUUGCAUUGGAUCCUCUGAUACGCUACAUGGACAAUUUAUUUCAUUCAAGGGAGUCAGCUCAAGAGUUGCUACGCUUGAUUUGAUCGAUUUCCGUCUUUCACACAUGCAUUUUUACAAAUGUGCUUUGAUUUCCGUGUUUCAUAUGUAUGGUAUGAUUGAAUAUCAGUGUGAACCUUAUCGGGAUUGUUAUUCGAUUUGGUUAUAGUUAUGAUAAUUUUCCUUUUUCCAUUGCCUGCCA